This is a messenger RNA of Drosophila santomea, 498 nucleotides long. RefSeq lists its product as uncharacterized. The record is from RefSeq and is a predicted model, not a curated record. NCBI's taxonomy places the organism in Eukaryota, Metazoa, Arthropoda, Insecta, Diptera, Drosophilidae.
AUGUUAAAGUACAUAGUGAUCGUUUUACUUACAGUGAUACCCAAGUCAUUGUUACAGGUAUCAAUGUCAUAUGAGGCGAUCUUUGUCUCAGUAACCAGAUCAGAGAACGCACAACCAAUUGACAUUUCAAAUCUUUGACUCAUUGGUCGAGAGCGUAUUUUAAAUGGGACUUUUGAAAUUCUCGAGGAUGCUGGCGAUACAAAUUAUCAAGUAUCUGUGGAAAUUUGUACAAUCUUCAAAAAGUAAGGUUUCUAUUUAAAGGACUGCAUCAAAAAUGGCAAAAACAAUGAUUUACAUAUAAACACAACUUCUUGCCUUUUUCCCAAAGGAAAGUACUAUUUAAAAAACGUUACUUUAAACGUUCAAAAUUGGCCAAAAAUAAUACAGCGCGGCCUUUGUCGACACGUUUGCACUUUUUAUAAAUAUGAUGUACCUGUUGGCACAUUAAAUGUUACCUCCUCCAUUGAAGACCGUGCUCCAAAUGUAUUUGGAAUGUAA